UGCAAACACUAAUUUUUGUUUUUCUUUUACUUUUUCCAACUCUAAUUGCAUAUCCCAAUUAUAAAUAAUACUAUAGUAUUCCUUUUGUUCAUACUACAUAGUUUCUCAACUUCCUCCGGAAGGCAAAAGGGGCCAACAUGGUGAGCUUGGCAGAGAUGGUAAUAAAAUACAGAGGGCCAAUUGUUUGUUUUCUGGUGGUAACUGGGGCUUGGAAUUGCGGUUGUUGUAAUGGGCAGUCUAUAGAUGUGGAUGAUCUCCCAGAGCCGGUGGAUGGACUGUCAUGGACAUUUUACAACACCAGUUGCCCAAAUCUGGAAUCCAUUGUCAAAUCCACUCUCGACACUUUUUUCGAUGAUGAUAUCACACAGGCUGCUGGGUUGCUCCGUCUUCAUUUCCACGACUGCUUUGUUCAGGGGUGCGAUGCAUCAAUACUGCUGAAUAUAACAGACAACUCAAGCGAAAGGCAGCAAAUUCCGAACCUUACGCUAAGAGACAUGGCGUUCACAAUUAUCGAUCAAAUAAAAGUGGCGGUGGAGGCCAACUGCAGUGGCGUUGUAUCCUGUGCCGAUAUUUUGACAUUGGCUGCUCGUGACUCCGUAGCCAAGAGUGGAGGACCAGAAUAUCCAGUACCGCUGGGGCGCAGAGACAGCACAACCUUUGCCAAUUCAACUACGGUACUUGCAAAUUUACCGGCUCCGACUUCAAACGUAGAUGAGCUGGUGGGUAAUUUCAGUAACAAAGGUUUAAAUAUGACAGAUCUGGUGGCUCUAUCAGGCGGGCACACAAUCGGUGUAGGCCACUGCGGUUCCUUCCAGAACAGGCUGUACAACAUAACCACAGGAGUGCGAGUGCAGGACCCUACUCUUAACCAGACUUUUGCAAGCAAUCUUUAUCUAGUCUGCCCCGUCGUCAAUGACACGGUCAAUUUUACAAACUUGGAUCUCCAAACGCCAGACGAUUUUGACAACGAUUACUACCUAAAUGUGCAGAAUAACCAGAGCCUCUUCACCUCUGACCAGACUCUGUAUGACAACUCCACUACCCAAGGCAUCGUGGACACUUUUGCUUCCAACCAGACACUCUUCUUCACAGAUUUCAUCCUGGGAAUGCUUAAAAUGGGUCAACUUGAUGUCUUGACGGGCACCGAGGGAGAAAUCCGCAGCAACUGUUCCGUUGCGAAUUCAGCUUCUGCAAACGACGACCAAGGUAUACGGUCCAUGGUCGACUCGGGAGAAGAUUUGGCUUCAUCAUUUCAUUCCGUGUAAGUGUAGUUUAGCUUGAUUAAGCUGCACUUGUGUUUCUCAAUAAGGUAAUACGGAAUAAGAUAUUGAUGUAUGGUUUCUAUUGAAACAUCUUCAAUCGAUUAUUAAUAAAUAAAUUAUUACUAAGUUUUUAU
Molecule: messenger RNA, 1396 nt
Organism: Cryptomeria japonica (Japanese cedar)
Lineage: Eukaryota; Viridiplantae; Streptophyta; Pinopsida; Cupressales; Cupressaceae
Product: peroxidase 12
Exons: 4
Coding region: 138-1265 (375 amino acids)
Biological process (GO): response to oxidative stress; hydrogen peroxide catabolic process
Molecular function (GO): heme binding; peroxidase activity
Source: RefSeq, a predicted model, not a curated record